AAAAACGAUUUCUGAAGUUUGAAAUUUUUCAUUAGCCCAAGGCAGCAACACCUGGGUCUGUGCGCUGCCUUUUUCAUGCCUGGAGUUGUUGCAACACGAACCCUAACAUUCGCCUGACUACAGUAUACUGAAGCUCUGACAGUUGUACAGCUCAGCAUAAAAUAUGCAGCACACCAUGACUGUCUGGAGGCAGAUAAAUGAUCUGAAAUAUAUGCAGGGCAGUAGAUAAGUAGCACGAACAUUUUUGGCAUUUCCUGUACGCAUCAGUGUAGCAAAUCCAAAUGGGGAGAACGUGAAAAACUUGUGUUCGGUACACUAUAUCCUGCCUACUCUUCUUAUAAAGCUGUGAAAUCAAAAGAUGUGAAAGAAUAUGUAAAAUGGAUGAUGUACUGGAUAAUAUUUGCCCUGUUCAUGACUGUGGAAGUCUUCACAGAUAUGUUUCUCUGUUGGAUUCCUUUCUACUACGAGCUGAAGAUAGCGUUCGUGGUGUGGCUGCUGUCCCCUUACACUAAAGGCUCCAGUGUACUCUACAGGAAGUUUGUUCAUCCCACGCUUUCCUCAAAAGAAAAGGACAUUGAUGACUAUAUCUGCAAUGCAAAGGACAAAAGCUAUGACACACUGGUGCAUUUUGGGAGAAAAGGGCUAAAUGUUGCUGCCACAGCAGCCGUCAUGGCUGCAACAAAGGGCCAAGGCGUCCUAUCAGAGGGGCUCAGGAGUUUUAGCAUGCAGGAUUUGUCUUCGUACAAUUCGGACGCUGAUGAAAGCAGCUCUGGUACCUCACAGCCCGCGACAGGAGCAGCAGCAGCAGCAGCACAGCAGCAUCGAAGCCGAACAAUGAUGCGCAGCAAGUCAGAGAGCUACAACAAAGGACAGGAUUUUGAUGUAACUGAGUUUGAGGUGUUGGGAGUGGACCAAUGUGGCUCCAAGGACUCGGUAGCACAGGUCGUUCUUCCCUCUGAGUCUGAAUCCACACCUAGUCCAGUCCCUCUGACACCGCAGUCGAGCCUGCCAUCCACACCCUCUCCACCUCCCACUCCACCAGUUCCGGAGCAGCCCAAGGAGGUGGGGAAAGAGGUACAGACUACCAUGAGCUCACCACAGCUUAGGCUGAUAAAAAGGAAGGCUCCUGAGCCUCCUCAUAAAGUCUUAAGGCCUCUCACAAGAUCCAGGAGUUCUCUUUCCUCGAACAAUGAAGCCAUGUGAAACUGUCCUUAAGUCGACUCCAGCUGCCUUCGCUGCAAGAAGUAAAAAUACUGAAUGGCCAAAAGCUACAUGACUGAAGCAGCCUUGCUUUGGAAAAAGGUAUUACCAAAGUGACCUAUGAUGACCCCUCAAUUUAUAGUACACACUGUAGCUCGGUCUCAUGGUAAACUACGUAGGGUUUGUGUCCCCAUGUUAGAGAAUGUGAAUGAUGGGGUGCAGAUAGCUUCUUUGAGUUUCGUGGGUUACUCUGUCUGUAUUCAUGUACAGGUUGUGUGAACAUCGUCUGUCUAAUUAGGUCAAUGUUUAGAUUCAUAAGGUUUGGGUAGGUUUGUGUCUCCCUGGGACAGUAUGGUCACCCCCACUACCCAAGAAGUGUCAUAAAAGAAGUGCUGGAAAUUCUGCACUGACAAUUUACCUACUGAGAAGUGAAAUAUAUUUACUUUGACUUUAAAGCCUUAAAUAAAGACAUCGCAGAGACAUAAACACAUGACACAUCUACAUUCUUAUUGUACAAUCAUGUUUGCACUAUGAUUUAAAUAUAAAGUUGUGACAGGAUUAUUAAGGCCGAGAACCAUUGCUUUCUUAAAAUUAUAAUUAUAAUUGCCUGUUAACGUCAUAGUGAUCAGUUCUUUGGCAUGUUAAAAAUGUCAUGUCAUUUCUUUGACAACCCACUCAGCAAAAACAUACAAAGACAUCCAGACUUUCAUAUUGUUUCAUUGGCCCAUAGUCUUUUUCAGAGUGGAUUUGAAUAUUCUUACCAAAAGUUAACAUGUGGUAUGGUAGCCAGAGACCUUUUUUUGGCAGGAAAUUCUAGUUCCUGUAUUGGAUUUUUCUCCUUAAGUUACUGCCCUGCAUACUUAAUACUUAAUAAAGUGGCCCAAUAACGUACACGUGUUCUUACACUUGAGUGGCUGAUUAUCAUUGGUGGCUUUGAUGUUGCUGUUUAGUUCUUAUUUGGCAGAUAAGUCACUGUUCCUGAGAAAAAAAAAACAUUUAAUUUUUACCCUUAAAAAAUUAUUCUUAUGUCACUUAAGUUUUUGCAUGUGGAGUCAAAUGUUUUGACAAUCUAGUUUUAAAAUACUUAAUUAAUCAUGUGGAAGAUUAUUUGACAAGAUGUUUAAUAGUAAAAUGAGAUGUAGAAAAAAAAAUCAAAAAAUUGAAUAUUUACUGUAUAUAACCGCAGUAGAAGAAAUCUGAGCAACACAGAAAACAAGAAACUACAAUCUCACGGGUGAAGUAGCAGUUUUAUUUCUAAAUACUUAUGUCUGGUUUUGGUAGUACUCUUACCUAAAGAUCAUUAAACAUUAAAGUAAGAUACUACCUAAAAAACUCCGACAACUAAUGAGGAACUGCAACUUUAUGUACGUUUUCAUACUUCACUCGCUGAGCCCAGAUUCAGGUGACCUUUUACACAACGUGUCAUUGUGUCUGUUGUCAAUGGUUGUGUUUGUGCAGUAGAUUUAUAAGUUUAAGCAUUAAAAGGUAAACUGAAGUUUGAAACAAAGGCUUCUCAGGUACAACUGUUCUGUUUACAAGACGUUCAUUCGCUCGCCCUGCACAUGAAAUCGUCUUUAGGUGGAUAGAUCAAAACUAUUAAAUGCAAAAACAAAUUAUCUACUCUGCAUUUGUAACUGUAUUAGGGUUGGGAUUUGUUUUCUUCUUCUUGAGUAAAACUGAAACAAAUACAUGUAUCCAUGGCAUUUGUAUACUUGUGCAUAAACUGCUGAGCUCAUCACUGCAUGCAUGAUGUGUCAAUUUCCAGAAAAAAUAAUUUUCUACGGUGAUUUCUGUGUGAAAGUGUCGUCCUCUUCCAAUGCUUCCCUGCUAAACAUGGACACAAUGGUCCUCUUGUCACUUUCACUGUAAAAACCAUAAUGUUUUGACUUUGUUGGUUUAGCGUACAUGCAAAUUACCGUCUUAUUUAUGAGUACAUCGGCCGCUUUGUUUUAUGAAAUACAUUGCGCCUCUUUGCUGAGUUUUUGUUCUGGCAGGCCAGAAUUUUCAAAUUACUAAAACUUAAUCUUGAUUGCGAAAUAUAAACUAAAACAAUUGGUGUGUAUAAAAGCAGAUGUAUCCAAAAUGUAAUUGUCAAAUGUUUGUGGACAAUGCCUUUUUCUUAAAUAAAAAAAAUCUUCAAAAAUUCUAAA
Messenger RNA from Cynoglossus semilaevis (tongue sole), 3350 nucleotides. RefSeq names its product receptor accessory protein 1 (gene reep1). NCBI's taxonomy places the organism in Eukaryota, Metazoa, Chordata, Actinopteri, Pleuronectiformes, Cynoglossidae. Bases 382 to 1203 code for a protein of 273 amino acids. Gene Ontology annotation, biological process: endoplasmic reticulum tubular network organization. The transcript has 8 exons. Gene Ontology annotation, molecular function: microtubule binding. The record is from RefSeq and is a predicted model, not a curated record. Gene Ontology annotation, cellular component: endoplasmic reticulum tubular network; endoplasmic reticulum membrane; cytoplasmic microtubule.